GAAAAAGAAUCGCUCGGUUGUCUAACACGGAAUCUCAAGAUGGCGUCGAGUGGAGGAGAUGGAGAACCGGACUGGGCUGCUGAUGUACGGCCGCUUUUAUCAGCUUCGUACACAGCCUUUGAAACGAAAGAGCUACCUCAGCUUAUAGGAUCAAUAAUAAACAGUGAAUCUGAGAUCCUACACCAUGAUAAACAGUAUGAGCCAUUCUACUCGUCCUUCGUGGCGCUCUCCGCUCAUUACAUCACCACAGUCUGUGGACAAAUCCCCAGAAACCAGUUGCUGUCAGUAGCAGCAGCCUGUAAAGUAUUGAUUGAGUUCUCACUGCUGCGGCUGGAGAACCCUGACGAAGCAUGCGCAGUCUCACAGAAACACCUGAUCCUCUUAAUAAAGGGGUUGUGUACCGGCUGCAGCCGCCUGGACAGAACUGAGAUCAUCACCUUCACAGCCAUGAUGAAGUCGGCCAAACUUCCCCAGACCGUUAAGACACUCUCUGACGUGGAGGACCAGAAAGAGGUGCUGUCUCCAGUGAACCCUGAGCUGCGACACAAGGAAGUGCAGAUGAACUUCUUCAAUCAGCUGACCUCCGUGUUCAACCCUGACCUCACCGUGCUGGCCUCUCCCUCAGGACGCACACAGGCGGAGAGUGAGAGUGAGGACCAGGCGACGACAGACCAGACCUUCCAGGCCAAAAUGAAGAAUGCCUUUGUGUCCCAGAACGUGUCCAGUCUCCAGGAAUUGGGCGGGUCGGAGAAGUUGCUGCGUGUCUGCCUCAACCUCCCUUACUUCCUGCGCUAUAUCAACCGGUUCCAGGACGCCGUCUCGGCCAACUCCUUUUUCAUCAUGCCCGCCACCGUCGGAGACGCAACUGCUGUCCGCAACGGGUUCCACUCCCUGGUGAUAGAUGUGGCCAUGGCCCGGGACACCUUGUCCUUGCCUGUCCUGGAGCCCCUGACUCCUGGGAGACUUCUGGACAUGACUGUGUUGGCACUCAGCUGCCUCUACGCAGGUGUGAGCGUUGCCACGUGCAUGGCCAUUCUGCAGGUGGGCAGUGGCCUGCAACUUCGCACAGCCUCCACCAGCUCCAAAGAGGAGGACUAUGAAAAUGACGCUGCUACCAUCGUACAGAAAUGUCUGGACAUCUAUGAAAUGAUCGGCCAGGCCAUCAGCAGCUCCCGCAGAGCUGGAGGGGAGCAUUAUCAGAACUUCCAGCUGCUGGGAGCCUGGUGUCUGCUGAACAGCCUCUACCUGAUCCUCAACCUGAGUCCCACGACCCUGGCUGACAAGGGCAAGGAGAAGGACCCUCUGGCCGCGCUCAGGGUCCGAGACAUAGCCGCCCGCACCAAGGACGGAGCAGGCUCCCCUAAACUGGGCCCGGCCAAAGGACAUCAAGGCUUUGGUGUCCUGUCAGUGAUCCUGGCGAACCACUCCAUCAAACUGCUCACCUCCCUUUUCCAAGACCUGCAGGUGGAGGCUCUGCACCGGGUCAGUGCAGGUUGGGCCAGUGACGGUCCCCCAGCAGAACUCAACAUCAUGGCGCAGAACACCUCCACCCAGAGGGUUCAGAGACUCCUGGACUCUGUUCCCCUUACCAACCUGCUGUUCAACCUUCUGUCCACCUCGUACAAGAAGGCCUGUGUCCUGCAGCGUCAGAGGAAAGGCUCGGUUAGCAGUGAUGCCAGUGCCUCGACAGACUCCAACACCUACUAUGAAGAUGACUUCAGCAGCACAGAGGAAGACAGCAGUCAAGAUGACGACAGCGAGCCCAUCUUGGGCCUGUGGUUCGAGGAGACCAUCUCGCCAACUAAAGACAAGGUGGCUCCCCCACCACCUCCCCCACCCCCGCCCCUGGAGACCUCUCCCAGACUGAAGAGCCCCUCCAAGCAGAACGCAGGAGAGAACGGGAACAUCCUGGCCGGACGCAAGGACCCCGAGCUGUUCCUGAGCCUGGCCUCCAGCAUCCUGAACUUCAUCACCACCUCCAUGCUAAAAUCCAGGAACAACUUCAUCAGGAACUUCCUGUCUGUCUCCCUGACAGAACAGCACAUGGCCACGCUGGCCAGCAUCAUCAGGACGUCGACAAAGACGUCAAAGGUUGGUUCCUCAGAUGAAGAGUUUUCCUCUGCUCUGUAUCUCUUCAACCAUACGCUAGUGACAUCAGACCUACCCUCUCCAGCCCUGCAGAAUACCCUGCUGCAGCAGUUGGGCGUAGCUCCGUUCUCUGAGGGUCCGUGGCCCUUGUACAUCAACCCCCAGUCCCUGUCGGUGCUCUCCAGAGUCCUGCUCAUCUGGCAGCACAAGGCCUCUCUGCAGGGAGACCCAGAUGUACCUGAGUGUAUAACGAUCUGGGAGAGGUUUGUGGGCACCUUGAAGCAGCACACCAUCCAGGGCUCUGUCCCCGGAGAUGAGGACCUGAAUGUGGAACACCUCCAGCUCCUGCUGCUCCUCUUCCACAACCUGUCUGAGAAGGGGAGGCGUGCCGUGCUCACCCUGGUCACCCAGGCCAUCACAGAGGUGGCGGGUCCCCAGCAUCAGGAGGCCCAGCUCAAAGCCGUACCCCUCAACCUGGCCCGCAUACUGCUGGUUCUAGACUACCUGUUGCACCAGUACUCUAAGGUUCCUAUGUACCUCUUCCAACAGGUCCAGCACAAUCUGCUGACCCCUCCGUGGUCAGGCCAGGGUUCAGUCCAGGACGGGUCCAAACGCAGCGCCCUGCCGCUCUACUGCGGCUUUAAAGAGGUGGAGGAGAACUGGUCUAAGCACUGCUCGGCAGGUAGGAAUUCCACAGUAGUGCAGCCCAAAUUCUACUGCGUCCUGUCACCCGAAGCGUCAGAGGACGACCGAAGCCGACUCGACAGCAAGGUGUUCCAGAAGCUGUUCAACGGAGCGGUGAAGUAUAAUGAGCUUUACGCCUGUCUGGUCUCCCUGCUCUCUGCCGGCUCUCAGUUUGAUACAGCCAGGAGACAGGAGAACAAGCCCAUCACACCUAUGGAGGCAUGCUCCCUGCAGUACUACUUCCUGGUGCUGUGGAGGAUCCUGGGGGUCCUACCCCCCUCUAAGGCAUACAUGGAGCAGCUGAAGGAUGGCCAAGGAGAACCCAGCGAGAGUGACAUCCUCCACACCCUGCGCUGGUCCUCACGACUCAGAGUCCCCACAUAUGUCAACUGGAUCAAGGAGCAUCUGGUGACUCAGGGGAUGAAGGGAGACCAAGCUACGUCUCUGAUCGAGGUGGCUUCCUCCAGAUGCAACACCGUCAAGUACGACGUGGAGCUGGCUGAAGAGUACAUCGCUAGACAGAUCUCAGCGUUCUCCUGUGUGGACCCCAGCUCCAUCCUGCCCUUGUACCAGGUCCCCUCCCUACAGGCCAUCUAUACUCUGGACGCCGUCAUCUCCAAGGUCCAGGUGUCUCUGGACGAACAUUUCUCCAAGGUGGCGGCGGAGACGGACCCUCUCAAGCCCUCGGAGAUCACCAAAAACCUGCUGCCUGCUACACUUCAGCUCAUAGACGUGUACACGGCCUUCACCAGGUCCUACCUUCUGAUGAGCCUACCAGAGGAAGGAGAGAACACGCUAUCGGAGGCUAAACUUCAGGGUUACGCUGCAGUACUGUCUAUAGGCUCCAUGCGCUGCAAAGCCAACCUGCUCGGUCAGAAUGUGAUGCAGAACCUUCCUGUCGGCCGUCCAGACUCUCGUCUCUUCUCUCAGCGUAAUGCGUUCGCCAACGACACCAUCCCGUCCGAGAGCUACAUCAGUGCCAUCCAGACGGCUCAUCUGGGCACGCUCAGUAACCAGUCCCUGGCUCUGGCCUCGUCUCUCAAACACAUCCUCCUCUCUCUGGUCCGCCUCACCGGAGACCUCAUUGUGACUGAGGAGUUGAACCCUCCCCAGGUGGUGCAUGCCCUGCUCCCCCUCCUCUUGGAGAGCAGCACGGAGAGCGUAGCUGAGAUCUGCUUGACCUCUCUGGAGCGUAUCCUGGGCCCCGCUGAGUCAGACACCUUCCUGUCCCACGUCUACCAGAGACUGGUCACAGGAUGCUACAACAUCAUCGCCAACCACUCCGACCCCAACAGUGGUCUGGAUGAGUCUGUGUUGGAGGAGUGUCUGCAGUAUCUGGAGAGGCAGCUGGAGAGCAGCCAAGUGUGCAAGGCCAUGGAGGACUUCUUCUCCUGCAGUGGAGAACUGGUUCAGAUCAUGAUGGCUACAGCCAAUGAAAACCUAUCUGCUAAAUUCUGCAACCGGGUGCUGAAAUUCUUCACCAAACUCUUCCAGCUCACGGAGAAGAGUCCCAACCCCAGCCUGUUGUGUCUGUGCGGCUCCCUGGCCCAGCUGGCGUGUGUGGAGCCGUCCAGGCUGCAGUCGUGGCUCAGCCGCAUGACGGCCACGCCACCCAAGGACUCGGAGCAUUUGGAGACGGUGCAGGAGAACAGGGCGCUGCUACAGGUGCUCACCACGCACAUUGUCAGGGACAACAGCCAGGUGGGCGAGGGCGUGUGCACCGUCCUGCUCUCCACCCUCAUCCCCAUGGCAACGGAUAUGCUGGCCAAUGGGGACGGCGCUGGCUUCCCGGAACUCAUGGUGAUCAUGGCGACCCUAGCCAGCGCCGGUCAGGGGGCGGGGCAUCUGCAGCUGCAUCGCGCCGCCAUCGAUUGGCUGACCAGAUGCAAAAAGUACCUGACCCAGAAAAACGUUGUGGAGAAAGUGAGCGCAAACGUGUCCCAGGGAAAACAUGCCAGCAUACUAGAGUGCUCCUGCCAUAUCAUCUCCUACCUGGCUGAUGUGAUGAACGCCCUGAGACAGAGCAGUGGCCAGGGCUCCUCUGUGCUGCUGGUUGAUGGAGAGGAGAAGGCUGUAGAGGUGGACUCAGACUGGGUUGACGAGUUGGCUGUGGAGGACGAUGACUCACAGGCUGAGGACUCUGAUGAAGACUCCCAGUGCAAUAAGCUGUGUACCUUCACCAUCACCCAGAAGGAGUUCAUGAACCAGCAUUGGUACCACUGUCACACGUGUAAGAUGCUGGACGGGGUAGGUGUGUGUACAGUGUGCGCCAAGGUCUGUCACAAAGACCAUGAGAUCUCCUAUGCCAAAUACGGCUCUUUCUUCUGUGACUGCGGGGCCAAGGAGGACGGUACCUGUCAGGCCCUGGUGAAGCGCAGCCCCAGCAGCGGCACCAUGAAGGAGUCCUCAGCCUUCCAGAGUGAACUGAGGAUGCCUGAGAGUGCCAUCCGCCAUCAGAGCAGCCUGGGCUCUAGCGACAAGGACAAGGUGACCAUCUGUGAGGGCAAGUCUGGCGACGAGGACCGUCCCAAGAAGAGCAGCGUCUGUAAGAACAUCGAGGGAUGUCAGGAGGAACUGCUGGCACAAGUGUCUGGCUCCUCCACUGCGGCCGUGGUUCUGGAGAUGUUGAUCUUCCUGAUGGAUGCCAUCCAGACUAACUUCCAGCAGGCCUCCGCUGUAGGCAGCAGCAGCCGAGCUCAGCAGGCCCUCAACGAGCUACACACUCAGGACAAGAGUGUUGAGAUGACUGACCAACUGAUGGUCCCUACCCUUGGUUCCCAGGAGGGAGCUUUUGAGAACGUGCGUAUGAACUACAGUGGAGACCAGGGCCAGACCAUAAGACAGCUCAUCAGUGCCCACGUGCUGCGACGCGUCGCCAUGUGUGUGUUGUCUUCGCCCCACGGGCGCCGCCAGCACCUCGCCGUCAGCCACGAGAAGGGCAAGAUCACCGUCCUGCAGCUGUCGGCUCUACUGAAGCAGGCCGAUUCCAGUAAGAGGAAGUUAACCCUGACUCGUCUGGCCUCGGCCCCCGUCCCCUUCACCGUGCUCAGCCUCACUGGGAACCCCUGCAACGAAGACUAUCUGGCUGUCUGUGGACUCAAGGACUGCCACGUGCUGACGUUCAGUAGUACAGGUUCAGUUUCAGAACACCUGGUGCUGCACCCUCAGCUGGCUACUGGGAACUUCAUAAUCAAGGCUAUCUGGCUGCCUGGCUCCCAGACGGAGCUUGCCAUCAUCACAGCGGACUUCGUCAAGAUCUAUGACCUGUCAGUGGACGCUCUGAGCCCUGUGUACUACUUCCUGCUGCCGAGCUCCAAGAUCCGUGACGCCACCUUCCUGUUCAACGAGGAAGGGAAGAGCAUCAUCGUCAUCAUGUCCUCUGCUGGCUACAUGUACACACAGGUCAUGGACGAGUCUUCCAGCGCCCAACACGGACCCUUCUAUGUUACCUCAGUCCUAGAGAUCAGCCACCAGGACCUUAAGGACAGUAACGGUCAGGUUGCUGGCGGCGGUGUAUCGGUGUACUACAGCCACGUUCUCCAGAUGCUGUUCUUCAGCUACAGCCAGGGCAAGUCGUUCGCUGCCACCGUCAGUCGCAGCACCACCGACGUACACAGACUCUUCACCAUCAACGUCAAAGGCUCUAAUGGGGGCAGUAAGACGUCUCCAGCUCUGUGCCAGUGGUCUGAGGUGAUGAACCACCCAGGCCUGGUGUGCUGCGUCCAGCAGACUACUGGUAUCCCUCUGGUCAUCAUGGUCAAACCUGACACCUUCCUCAUCCAGGAGAUCAAGACCCUGCCCGCUAAGGCUAAGAUCCAGGACAUGGUAGCUAUCCGUCACACAGCAUCUAACGAGCAGCAGCGAACCACCAUGAUCCUGCUGUGUGAGGACGGCUCUCUGAGGAUCUACAUGGCUAACGUAGACAACACCUCCUAUUGGCUCCAGCCCUCCCUGCAGCCCUGCUCCGGCAUCUCCAUCAUGAAGCCUGUCAGGAAACGCAAGGCUGCUGCAGCAACCACUCGUACCUCCAGUCAGGUGACCUUCCCGGUGGACUUCUUUGAGAGUAACCAACAGCUGACGGAGGUGGAGUUUGGAGGCAACGACCUCCUGCAGGUUUACAACGGACAGCAGAUCAAACACAGACUCAACUCCACUGGGAUGUAUGUCGCCAACACUAAGCCGGGAGGCUUCACCGUGGAGACGGUCAACAACAACAUCUCCAUGGUGAUGACAGGCAUGCGGGUGCAGGUGGGCACGCAGGCCAUCGAGCGGGCACCCUCCUACCUGGAGAUCUUUGGGCGAACCAUGCAGGUGAACAUGACCCGGCCCCGCUGGUUCGACUUCCCCUUCACCAGGGAGGAGGCUCUGCAGGCCGACAAGAAACUCUCCAUCUUCUUCGGAGCUUCAGUUGACCCGGCGGGUGUCACUAUGCUGGACUCUAUAAAGAUCUAUGGUAAAACCAAGGAGCAAUUUGGCUGGCCUGACGAGCCCCCCGAGGACUUCCCCUCGGCCUCCGUCAACAACGUGUGCUCUCCCAACCUCAACACCGGCAACGGCACCGGCGAAGGGGACAUCGCCGCACCAGCCUCCACCGGCGGCACCGUGCUGGAGAGGUUGGUGGUGAGCUCCCUGGAAGCUCUAGAGAGCUGUUUUGCUAUGGGCUCCUCCAAUGAAAAGGAGAAGAACAAGGCUGCGGCGUUGGAGUUAGCGACCCUUCUCCUGUCCAUGGCUACUCCCUCUGGGGUCCAGCAACAGACCAAGGGCCUCCUGGCCAGCCUGCACACCAGCCGUACGGCCUACCACAACCACAAGGACCAGUCCCUGUUGAGCAACGCGGUGCAGUGUCUGAACAGCUGUAGUCGUGACAGCAGAGACCUGGACCCUGAGUUGUUCCAGCGACUGGUGAUCACGGCACGCUGCAUCGCCAUCAUGAGACCCAGUAACCUGGUGCACUUCACUGAGACCAAACCUUCUAGUGUUGAUACAGAGAUGACUGAGGAGGGCCAGAAACAGAUGGACAGUGAGGGAUGUAACUUCAUCAUGCAGCUGGUCAAUAACUUCUGGAAGCUCCAUGCCCUCAAACCAAAGAACGCUUUCCUGGCCCCUGCCUGUCUGCCAGGUCUGACCCACAUUGAAGCUACAGUGAACGCAUUGGUGGACAUCAUCCAUGGGUUCUGUACCUGUGAGCUGGACUACAUUAACGUGGCCUCCAAGAUCUACAUGCAGAUGCUCCUGUGUCCCGACACGUCUGUUAGCUUCGCCUGUAAGCAGGCCCUGAUCCGAGUACUCCGACCCAGGAACAAACGGCGUCACGUGACUCUUCCUUCUCCCCCUCGCUCCAACACACCCAUGGGAGACAAAGACGAUGAUGAUGAGGAUGAUGUUGAUGACAAGAUGCAGCCGUCGGGGCUGACGGGAGGAGAGGGGGGCAGGCAGGAGAGUCAGGAGCAGGGUGAGGUCGACCAUGGCGACUUUGAGAUGGUGUCUGAGUCCAUGGUUCUGGAGACGGCGGAGAAUGUGAACAAUGGAAACCCAUCUCCCCUGGAGGCUCUUCUGGCCGGGGCCGAGGGCUUCCCCCCGAUGCUGGACAUCCCCCCAGACGCGGACGACGAGACCAUGGUGGAGCUGGCCAUCGCACUGAGUCUCCAGCAGGACCAGCAAGGCAGCAGCAGCAGUGCCCUCGGUCUCCAGUCUCUCGGUCUGUCAGGUCAGGCUCCCAGCUCUUCUUCUCUAGACGCAGGCACCCUGUCAGACACCACCGCAUCAGCCCCAGCAUCAGACGACGAGGGGAGUACAGCCGCCACGGACGGUUCUACGCUACGGACCUCUCCGGCCGAGCACGGGGGCAGCGUGGGGUCAGAGAGCGGGGGGUCUGCCAUCGACUCAGUGGCAGGAGAACACAGUGUGUCGGGCCGCAGCAGUGCAUACGGGGACACGACCGUUGAGGGCCACCCAGCAGGACCAGGUAGUGUGAGCUCCAGCACAGGGGCCAUCAGCACCACCACAGCCCAGCAGGAGGGAGAUGGAUCGGACGGAGACGCAGAGACAGAGGGGGACAUCCACACCAGCAACAGACUCCACACAGUGCGUCUGAUGCUGCUGGAGCGACUCCUACAGCACCUGCCCCAGCUGGACAGUGUAGGAGGAGUCCACGCUAUCCCUUACAUGCAGGUGGUCCUGAUGCUGACCUCUGACCUGGAUGGAGAAGAUGACAAGGACAAGGGAGCUCUGGACGACCUGCUGGCUCUACUCAUCGCCGAGCUGGGCAUGCACAAGAAGGAUGUGUCCAAGAAGAACGAGCGCAGCCCCAUCAACGAGGUCCAUCUGGUCAUCAUGAGACUGCUCUCUGUGUUCAUGUCCAGAACCAAGUCUGGAUCGAAGUCUUCCUCUGAGUCGUCCUCUCUGAUCUCCAACGCCACGGCCACAGCCCUGCUCAGUCAGGGGGCGAUAGACUACUGUCUCCACGUCCUCAAGUCUCUGCUGGAGUUCUGGAAGAGCCAGCAGGAAGAGGAGGAGUCUGUGGCAGCCUCCCAGCUCCUCAAACCUCACACCUCCUCCUCUCCUCCGGACAUGAGCCCCUUCUUCCUGAGGCAGUAUGUCAAGGUAAGAGGAAACCCCAAAGCCGAUUUCCAAAAACGUAAUCUUGUUGAGUGCAGCCAACAAACUGCCAUACUGUACUUCCUACUACAGGUCAGCUUCCUGGUAGAUGAGGGAGUGUCUCCGGUGCUCCUCCAGCUGCUGUCCUGUGCUCUGUGUGGCAGCAAGGUCCUGGCUUCCUCUUCCUCCUCCUCUUCCUCCGGAGGAGGGUCUGGGGGCACUGGGACUCAGUCCUCUCAGAGCAAGUCCUCAAGCAAGAAGAAAAAGGAGGACAAGGAGAAAGACAAAGAAGGUGACGGUGUGGGUAGCCAGGAGGACCAGCUGUGUACCGCUCUGGUCUCUCAGCUCAACAAGUUUGCCGACAAAGAGACUCUCAUUCAGUUCCUCCGCUGCUUCCUGCUCGAGUCCAACUCCUCCGCCGUGCGCUGGCAAGCCCACUGUCUCGCACUGCAUAUCUACAGAAACUCCAGUAAGUCUCAACAGGAGCUGCUGUUGGACCUGACCUGGGCCAUCUGGCCAGAGCUGCCCGCCUAUGGGCGCAAGGCCGCUCAGUUCGUAGACCUGCUCGGCUACUUUUCCCUGAACCCCCAGACCGAGAAGAAGUUGAAGGAGUAUUCCCAGAAAGCUGUGGAAAUCCUGAGGACCCAGAACCACAUUCUGACCACCCACCCCAACUCUAACAUCUACAGUACUCUGUCAGGUCUGGUGGAGUUUGAUGGUUUCUACCUGGAGAGUGAUCCCUGUCUGGUGUGCAACAACCCUGAAGUGCCCUUCUCUAACAUCAAGCUGUCGUCCAUCAAGGUGGACACCAGAUACACUACUACCCAGCAGGUGGUCAAGCUGAUCAGCAGUCACACCAUCAGUAAGGUGACGGUGAAGAUAGGAGACCUGAAGAGGACCAAGAUGGUCCGGACCAUCAGCCUCUACUACAACAAUAGGACUGUACAGGCCAUCGUAGAGCUCAAGAACAAGUGAGUUUACCGGGCCCGUUGGCACAAGGCCAAGAAGGUCCAACUGACUCCAGGUCAGACAGAGGUCAAAAUCGACCUGCCGCUGCCUAUCGUGGCGUCCAACCUCAUGAUCGAGUUCUCCGACUUCUACGAGAACUACCAGGCGUCCAGCGAAACGCUCCAGUGCCCGCGAUGCUCUGCCUCCGUGCCCGCCAACCCUGGCGUCUGUGGCAACUGUGGAGAAAACGUCUACCAGUGUCACAAGUGCAGGUCCAUUAAUUAUGAUGAGAAGGAUCCGUUCCUGUGUAACGCCUGUGGGUUCUGUAAAUACGCCCGCUUCGACUUCAUGUUGUACACCAAGCCCUGCUGUGCUGUGGACCCGAUAGAGACCGAGGAGGACAGGAAGAAGGCGGUGACCAACAUCAACACGCUGCUGGACAAGGCCGACCGCGUGUACCACCAGCUAAUGGGGCACAGACCUCAGCUGGAGAGUCUGCUCAAGGUCAACGAGGCAGCGCCUGAGAAACCACAGGAUGAUUCUGGAGCAGGGGCGGGGCUUGGAGCGUCCUCGGCCAAUGUGAACAGGUACAUCCAGCAGCUGGCUCAGGAGUACAGCGGGGACUGUAAGACUUCCUUUGACGAGCUCUCCAAGAUCAUACAGAAAGUCCUGGCGUCCCGUAAAGAGCUCCUGGAGUACGACCUGCAGCAGCGUGAAGCCGCCACCAAGUCCUCACGCUCCAGCUCCCAUCAGCCCACCUUCACAGCCAGCCAGUACAGAGCCCUCUCUGUGUUAGGCUGCGGACACACCUCCUCCAACAAGUGUUAUGGCUGUGCCUCGGCCGUGACGGGUCACUGCAUCACCCUGCUAAGAGCCCUGGCCACCAACCCAGCCCUCCGCCAGAUCCUGGGGCUCCAGGGGCUCAUCAGAGAGCUGUUUGAGUACAACCUGAGGAGAGGCACCUCUGCCAUGAGAGAGGAGGUCAGACAACUGGUUUGCCUGCUCACCAGAGACCAGCCAGAGGCCACUCAGCAGAUGAAUGACCUGAUCAUUCACAAGGUGUCCGCUGCUCUGAAGGGCCACUGGGCCAAUCCUGACCUGGUCUCCAGUCUGCAGUAUGAGAUGCUACUGCUCACCGACUCCAUCUCCAAGGAAGGGGGCUGCUGGGAGCUACGACUGCGAUGUGCCCUGAGUCUGUUCCUGAUGGCUGUGAACAUCAAGACCCCUGUGGUGGUGGAGAACAUUACUCUGAUGUGUCUCAGGAUCCUACAGAAACUCAUCACCCCUGCCCCCACCUCCAAGAAGAACAAGGAUUCCGCUGUGGAGUCUCUGACUACAGUGAAGCCCUACUGCAAUGAGAUCCAUGCUCAGGCCCAGCUCUGGCUCAAGAAGGACCCCAAAGCAUCGUAUGAAGCCUGGAAAAAGUGCCUUCCAGCAAGAUGCCAGGAGACGGCGUCCAAGCCCCAGAACAAGGCCGAGGUGCGGAGGCGUUACCUGAUGGAGAAGUAUGUGUGGAAGUGGAAACAGUUCAUGAGGUCACGCUCCGAGGGUCUGUUCCCUCGGCUCCUCAAACUGGGACACAACAAUUGGCUCAGACAGGUGCUGUUCACCCCAGCCACCCAGGCAGCGCGGCAGGCAGCCUGUACCAUCGUUGAGGCCCUCACCUCCAUCCCCAGCCGCAAGCAGCAGGUGCUGGACCUGCUUACCAGUUACCUGGAUGAGUUGAGCAUCGCGGGGGAAUGUGCAGCUGAGUAUCUGGGUCUGUACCAAAAGCUCAUCAAGCCUCCUCAAUGGAAGGUGUACCUGGCUGCCCGAGGAGUCCUGCCCUACAUCGGAAACCUCAUCACCAAGGAAAUAGCCAACCUGUUGGCUCUGGAAGAGGCCACGCUCAGCACAGACCUGCAGCAGGGAUACGCCCUCAAGAGCUUGACUGGCCUACUGUCGUCCUUUGUUAAUAUGAUUACCUAUCCCCGUGCGUGUCUUCUAGGCCUACUGUCGUCCUUUUUAGAUAUAAGCUCAUCGAGGACCCAGGACAUGCUGCUGGAGAUGCUGGAGGACAUGACCACAGGGACCGAGUCUGAGACCAAGGCCUUCAUGGCUGUGUGUAUUGAGACAGCCAAGAGAUACGACCUGGAUGACUACAGAACACCGGUGUUCAUCUUUGAGAGGCUCUGCAGCAUCAUCUACCCGGAGGAAAACGAGGUGACAGAGUUCUUUGUUACCCUGGAGAAGGAUCCUCAGCAGGAGGACUUCCUGCAGGGCCGUAUGCCUGGUAAUCCGUACAGCAGCAACGAGCCAGGUAUCGGACCCCUGAUGAGGGACAUCAAGAACAAGAUCUGUCAGGACUGUGACCUGGUGGCCCUGCUCGAGGACGACAGUGGCAUGGAGCUUCUGGUGAACAAUAAGAUCAUAAGUUUGGACCUGCCUGUGGCCGAGGUUUACAAGAAGGUGUGGUGCCCUACCAACGAGGGAGAGCCCAUGAGGAUCAUAUAUCGUAUGAGGGGUCUCCUUGGAGACGCUACUGAAGAGUUCAUCGAGUCUCUGGACUCUACCACAGAUGAAGAGGAGGAUGAGGAGGAGGUGUAUAAGAUGGCAGGAGUGAUGGCUCAGUGUGGGGGACUGGAGUGUAUGCUCAGCAGACUGUCUGGCAUCAGGGACUUCAAACAGGGAAGACACCUGCUCACUGUGCUGCUGAAGCUGUUCAGUUACUGUGUGAAGGUGAAGAUCAACAGACAACAGCUGGUCAAACCAGACAUGAACACGCUCAACGUCAUGCUGGGCACACUCAACCUGGCGUUGGUUGCAGAGCAGGAGAGUAAGGACAGUGGAGGAGCGUCCAUAGCAGAGCAGGUCCUCAGCAUCAUGGAGAUCAUUCUGGAUGAGGCCAACGCUGAGAUCUCAGAGGACAAGGGUAACCUGUUGUUAACAGGGGACAAGGACCAGCUGGUGAUGCUGCUGGACCAGAUCAACACUCCGUUUGUCCGUUCCAACCCCAGCGUUCUGCAGGGUCUCCUACGUAUCAUACCAUACCUGUCUUUUGGAGAACUGGAGAAGAUGAGGAUCCUAGUGGAGAGAUUUAAACCGUGCUGCAGCUUCGACAAGUACGAUGAAGAGCAUAGUGCCGAUGACAAGGUCUUCAUCGACUGCUUCUGUAAGAUUACUGCUGGCAUCAAGAACAACAGCAACGGACACCAACUCAAAGACCUGAUACUGCAGAAAGGGAUCACCCAGAGUGCCCUGGACUAUAUGAAGAAACACAUCCCGAACGCCAAAAAUCUGGAUGCCGAUGUGUGGAAGAAGUUCCUGUCUCGUCCAGCUCUACCCUUCAUCCUCAGACUGCUCCGAGGCCUGGCCACCCAGCACCCACCUACACAGACGCUAAUCGGGACAGACUCCAUCACGAACCUUCACAAGUUGGAGCAGGUGUCUAGUGACGAGGGUAUUGGGACAUUGGCAGAGAACCUUCUGGAGGCGCUGAGGGAGCACGCGGAGGUCAACCUGAAGAUAGAUGCCGCUCGCAGGGAGACACGGGCCGAGAAGAAACGCAUGGCCAUGGCCAUGAGACAGAAAGCUCUGGGGACACUGGGCAUGACGACCAAUGAGAAGGGCCAGGUGGUGACCAAGACGUCGUUGUUGAAACAAAUGGAGGAGCUGAUAGAGGAGCCAGGACUGACCUGCUGCAUCUGUAGAGAGGGAUACAAGUUCCAGCCGACCAAGGUGCUGGGGAUCUACACAUACACACCCUUUGUACACCCACACCAGGGAUACAGCACUGUGUCACACUUUAACAUAGUCCACUAUGACUGCCACCUCGCAGCUGUCAGGCUUGCUCGCGGGCGGGAGGAGUGGGAGAGUGCUGCGCUGCAGAACGCCAACACCAAGUGCAAUGGACUGCUUCCUGUCUGGGGGCCUCACGUCCCAGAAUCGGCUUUCGCCACCUGCCUGGCCAGGCACAACACAUAUCUGCAGGAAUGUACAGGGCAGAGAGAGCCCACCUACCAGCUCAACAUCCACGACACCAAGCUCCUGUUCCUGCGUUUCGCCACGGAGCAGUCCUUUAGCGUGGAUACGGGAGGGGGAGGACGAGAGAGCAACAUCCACCUCAUCCCUUACAUCAUCCACACCGUGCUCUACGUCCUCAACACUACUCGGGCCACCAGUCGUGAGGAGAAGAACCUGCAGUGUUUCCUGGAGCAGCCGUGUGAGAAGUGGGUGGAGAGCAGCUAUGAUGUGGACGGUCCCCACUACUACACAGUGUUGGCCAUGCACAUCCUGUCUCCCGAACGCUGGAGGAACACACGACUCACCUUCCUACGCAGGCUCCUCGUCUCCGUGCACGCACGCAAGGUCUCCGCCGUCUUCACCAACAAACUCCCAGAUAAACAGUCCAAGGAAUAUGCAGUGUAUCGGUCUCCUCUCCUCUUCUGGGGUCUCGUGGAACUCAUCUAUGACAUGUUCAGGAAAGUACCCACCAGCAACACGGAGGGAGGCUGGUCCUUCUCGCUGGCAGAGUACGUGCGGCACAAUGACAUGCCCAUCUACGAGGCCUCGGAGCGGGUGCUGAAGUCCUACCAGGAAGAGCUGAUGCCCGCCGAAUCCUUCUCCGAGUUCCUGGAUGUCGUUGGGCUCCUCUCUGACAUUCCGGACCCAGACCUCUUCCUCCAAGACCUGCUGAGCUCUGUUCCCUGAUGGUGUUCAGUACCACCCUGCCGCCCCCCCCCCGAGACAAGAGCCCCACGAUGGGGGACGACGAGGGCCCACACAUUGGUCCUGCUAACGACACCUCCAUGGGACAACUCUCAACCGGAAAACCCUCUCUCCCCAACUUCUCCCUAGCUUUCUGUCACACACACACACACACACGCGUGCGCAUACCGUAACAGAGACACACACACACACACGCAUACUGUAACAGACACACACACCUGUUUCCUAGUCUCCACCAGAGGUUUGAUCCUCUGCAUCAUAUUCCAACUGUUAACUCUCUUGAAGCAGAUCUUGUAUGUGCUGUCUGAGUCAGGAGUCAGUUGGUGCAUUUAUGACCAUGUUGCUGUAACAUUUAACACACACGGUAAACAAACCCCAUGCUUCUCUCAAAUAUUACCCACAAAAAAAUGUCUGGGUUGCAAUCUUCAAGUAACUAAAAAAAAAAUGUUUAAAAAAACCAACAACAUUGUUUUGAGAUUCGAUCGCAGUGUAUUAAGACCUGUGUUUUUCUUUGUUUUGUUUUAAGAAGUUUAAGAUGGAGCUCUUUUUGUUUUCGUUUGUCAUGACAAUUUAUUUGGUGUUUUCAAAAACGGAGGCAGGAAGGAAAGCUUCGCAGUAGGAUCUUGACUUAAAAUAAACUAACCGUGUUGUCAGAUACUAUUCUCCUGACUUUACCCUGGGUGCCAGAUCUCUCUGUGCUGACAGUAGAUCUGGAAGGAAAAUGUACUCAUGUAGGGUUGGUUUCUCUUCUCCGGUGACAAGAAUCAGAUGAAAUGAGAAAAGAACAACAACGAAAAUCUAUCUGUUGAGCCCUCCCUCCCUCCCCGGUAACUCGAGUUAUAAUAAUCCUGAUUGGUUAUUCAUGCUCCAAUGAAACGUCACCAUUUUACGACAUUGUCCCAAAAUGAAUAAUAACUAACAAUAAAAAAACGGGGCCUUUGCAUCCUUUCCUUUGGAUUCGACACACUUCUCUCUCAUUAUGGUGUUAUUGUUUUCUGGUAGAUUUUUUUUGUUGUUUCUGGUAAAAAAAAAAAAAAAAAAAAAAGGUGUCGCUGAGUUCUUCAAACCUUGAUGAUUUAAAUGGAUGAAUUACAUCUCUUUAAUAUAUAGACGCCCGCGUCCAUCGCGACACGUGAAAACGGAGUCUUCAGAGCUGAUGGUGUGGAGUUUAAACAUUUUAAAAUAGCCCAAUUUAUAGUGUUCCUUUCUCUCGUCGGCCUAUUACCGCUGCUACAAUGUUCAACUGUUGCUGAAUGUCUGCUUUUUGGGGGGGGUUAGCAAUGAUUAAUAAAGUCGUGAUAGUAAUUCCACAUCCA
Molecule: messenger RNA, 16340 nt
Organism: Oncorhynchus keta (chum salmon)
Lineage: Eukaryota; Metazoa; Chordata; Actinopteri; Salmoniformes; Salmonidae
Product: E3 ubiquitin-protein ligase UBR4
Molecular function (GO): zinc ion binding; protein binding
Source: RefSeq, a predicted model, not a curated record